GCACGCGCAGUUCUGGCAGUCGGGCCCACGCACGCCCGGUCGCCUGGAGACUGUUGCCGGGCAGCAGAGGCCGAUUCACAGCAACUUCCGGCCGCGGAGACCGUCAGCGCUUAUGGCGGCGGCAGCAGCACGUGAGGAGGUCGCAGUAUACGAGGAUGACGUCAGAGCUCGUUACGGCCGCCUGGAGAAGAUGAGCGACCUUGUGGCGGUGUGGGAGGUCGCGCUCAGUGACGGGGUCCACAAGAUCGAGUUUGAACAUGGAACGACCUCAGGGAAACGCGUUGUGCAUGUGGACGGGAAGGAAAUCAUCCGGAAGGACUGGAUGUUUAAACUGGUCGGGAAAGAGACAUUUCCAGUCGGCGCCUCGCAGACAAAGGCCACCAUCAACAUUGACGCCGUCAGCGGCUUUGCCUAUGAAUACACCCUGGAAGUGAACGGUAAAAGCCUCAAGAAAUACAUGGAGAACCGCUCCAAGACCACCAAUACCUGGGUGCUGCACGUGGACGGGGAGGACUGCCGGGUGGUGCUGGAGAAGGACACGAUGGACGUCUGGUGCAAUGGAAAGAAUUUGGAGACGGCAGGGGAGUUCGUAGACGACGGCACUGAGACGCAUUUCACAAUUGGCAACCACGACUGCUGUAUAAAGGCUGUGAGCAGCGGCAAACGCAGGGAAGGCAUCAUCCACACGCUGAUCAUGGACGAGCGGGAGAUACCUGAGAGCAGCGAGUAAUGUCUGUCACCGCCCCGGUCCUCAUCCUCCUCAGGAGUCUGCAGGUGUCAGUGGAUGUUACCCCGGAGCCGCGCGCAACAAACUUUUAGCUUUCAGAGGACUUUAUUUUGUUGAUACAAAAAGAGUUUUGUCUUUUUUUCUUUUUCUUAAACUUUUGUUGAAGAAACUAAAGAUGAAAAUUUCUAUUCUGAUAUUAUAUCAUGUCAAUCACUCCAGUCACAGCCAAAGCUGCAGUCACUAUUCUGUUACAUCAUGUCAAUGACUCCAGUCACAUGCAGAGCUGAACUGAGGUUUUCAGAUCAUGUUGCAUAGUACUGAACAGCAGAUCAGUAGGAACAGCUUUGGAUGUCACUGGAGGGUAAGACAUGGUGGACUAAUAUCACUAGACUUCUGUAGCAGUGGUGAAUGAUUGGUUGUGCAUGCCGCCUCCUUGCUGAUGGCUCCCCUGUGAUAAGUAGGUCAUGAAGGGGGACACUGUUGCUGGGGCCCUGCUGAUCAGUUGUUAUUACAGGACAUGUGACCUCCAUUGUAAGUGAUGUUCCCCGGGCAGUGCUGGUAACUGUAGUACGACAGAUCUCCCUUGCAGCAUGGAUUCCGUUAUAACUGGGAUCCUCAGCGUACAUGUGAACAGAGCCAGACAUGGCGGCGUCCUGUGGGGGGUGCUGUCAUCGCUCCUCUCCAGCUGGCCGACUAGCCUCAGGUGUAAGAGCCACUGCAGCCAAUCAGAGGGCAGCGUUAGGUGGUGGAGCCGGGACCUGAUUGGUCGCCUCGUCCUGGCGCUUUUUAUUAUGUAAAUAUUUUAACAUUUUUCUUAUUUUCUUUAAUCCGAAAUUCCAAUGAAUAAAAUCUUCCGAUGA
Molecule: messenger RNA, 1587 nt
Organism: Bufo bufo (common toad)
Lineage: Eukaryota; Metazoa; Chordata; Amphibia; Anura; Bufonidae
Gene: FAIM
Product: Fas apoptotic inhibitory molecule
Exons: 6
Coding region: 113-730 (205 amino acids)
Biological process (GO): negative regulation of extrinsic apoptotic signaling pathway via death domain receptors; positive regulation of neurogenesis; canonical NF-kappaB signal transduction
Source: RefSeq, a predicted model, not a curated record